AUGCAGAGCUAUGCCAAGAACUUCGAAAAGGUUUUUGGUCGAGACGACCGAGGCGAAUCCGAAGCUUCGGACAGCUCCGUGGUGGAGUUCGGAACGGGCCCGCUGGGCCUGGAGAUUUCAUGGACGGCCCCACCGGUGGUUGCGGCGGUGGUGCCCGGAGGUGCGGCGGAGGUGUUGAAGCUGCAGCCGGGCCACGUGGUGCUGGAGAUCAACGGCACCCAAGUCGCGGAAGCCUUGCCCGAGAUGGAGGUCGAGGAGCUCAUGCAGCAGCGCCCACUCCGGCUGCGCCUCGGAAAGGUUCAGGAUUCCGACAGGACUCAGAUGCUCCGGCGCUGGGACCUAGUGAGGCAGCAGGGCGUGGUACAAGUGCCACAGGCGAUGCCCAAGGACUUGGCCCAGGAGCUGCUGGCCUUCAUGCACGAGGAGUACCACCGCUGCCUGGCGGCAGUGCUGAAGGACUCCACGCGGGUGCCGGAGCUCUUCUCCAACGUCAUGAUGCCCCGGGCAGGCGCCGAUGCUCCCACCACGCGCUGGGACAUGCGCCUGCCCAUGGAGCCCGUGGUGUACCGAGCCCUGGGGGCGCUGCUCGGGCAUGAGAACCUGGAGGGCCUGGGCGCGGGCUUCGAGGACCUCGCGGGGAAGGACGCGGAGCUUUGGGAGCUGGGGGUCACCGUCACAGAGCCCGGGGCAGUACCUCAGGCGGUGCACUGCGACGCCCCCGCGCGGUGCCUCUACACCGCCUUUGUCGCGCUCCAGCCCAUCUCCUACGAGAUGGGCCCCACCCACUUCUGGCCAGGCACCAACACCGUGGUGGCGCACCGGCGCUUCGAGGCAGCGCCCCGGGAGUUCCUGGAGCCUUUGCAGCCUGUCGCGCCGCUGCUGGAUGCAGGAGAUGCCGUGCUCUACGACAGCCGCGUGCUGCACUGCGGUGCCGGCAACGCCUCGCAGCAGCGGAGGGCGCUGAUGUAUGUCACCUUCCGGGCGGAGUCAGCGGAUGCUGAGAGCCUGGGGGUACGUCAGCACUCCAUCCGGCCGGAUCUGAAAGGCCGCGUUCGUUUGCGCCAAUUCCGGCCUUAG
Molecule: messenger RNA, 1077 nt
Organism: Effrenium voratum
Lineage: Eukaryota; Dinophyceae; Suessiales; Symbiodiniaceae
Source: the annotation of a GenBank genome assembly